CCCCUCUCUCUCCGCUCCUUCUCCAGGCUUAUAACCAGCAGCCUCGCGCGCAGCCCGAAAUACCCAAGACAAGCUCUGGACCUGACUACAUCUGUUAGCUACUUGCCGUUUCAAUUGGGACGGAAUAUUUAUUAUCCGUUUUAUCCUGCACAGAGAGGCGCCGCAGCGCCGCUCGGGAGUCAGGGGAAAAGCGAGAUGGAUUUUUUAAACCACAGCUACUUAAGCGCGCGCACGUCCUACGACUACACGUUCAACUUCUGGAACGACUAUCUGGGCCUGUCCACGCUGGUGACGCAGAGCAGCAAGCGCGGUCCCGGCGGCGGAGCGAGCCCCAACUCCAUCACGGAGUCUCUGAAAGCCACACUGGGCCUGGAUGACUCUGCGCCGUGCCCGUGCGCUGCGCACUUGGACUACUGCUGCUGCUCUUCCUCGUGCUGCUCCUCUUCCUCGUCGUGCGGCUGCUGCUGCCCUCCCGCAAGCCCGCCGCCGCCUUCCCUGCUUGAGCUCAAGGAGCGCUUCUCGGCGCUCGGGCCGUUCCGUAGCCACGGCGCAGGGAUUGUAGGGCAUGAGCGCGAUGCGGGCUUUGGAGGAGGAGGAGGUGGAGGAGGAGGCGGAGGUGGAAGUUUCGCGGCUUUCGAGCUGUUCGGCGCGGAUAGGAAGGUGCGCAAGACGGCGGCGGCGCGCGCCAAGCAGGAGCCCAAGAUCUGCGUGUUCUGUCGGAAUAACGGCGCGCCUGAAGAGGUAUACGGCUCGCACGUGCUGAAGGCGCCCGACGGCCGCGUGGUGUGCCCGAUCCUGCGCGCAUACACGUGCCCGCUGUGCAGCGCCAACGGCGACAACGCACACACCAUCAAGUACUGUCCGCUCUCCAAGGAGCAGCCCGCGCCCCGAGCGCUCAAAGGAGGCCGGGCUGUGGGCGGUAAGCGCGUCAAAAUCUUCUAAAAGAAAAAAGAAAGAAAGAAAGAAAGAAAAGCACCGAUCUACACGCGCUCAGUAAAUAAUCACCUACAUUUAUUGCACUGAACCUUUUUUUCCAGUUGACUGUUCCAAUCGCGGCUUUCCGAGUCUUAACUUGCUAGACUGUAGGAUUUAUUAAACAAAUAAGAUAUCAAUGUUUUUUUCUGUUUAAAAAAAUCCUUUAUAUUUUUAUAGAUGCUUUAUUUCCAUAGUUUAUUGUAUACAUAAAAAAAGAUCUCUUUUCCACAUUUUUGUCUUAGAUGUUUAUUAGUUCAUAUUCAGUCACGUUUAUAUGAAUAAAAGAUGCUUUUUUUGUUGUUUGUUUAAAUGGGCAAAAGUCAUGAAUUUUAGCAUACACAUCAGAGCA
Ictalurus furcatus (blue catfish) is the source of this 1324-nucleotide messenger RNA. It is a transcript of the gene nanos1, whose product is annotated as nanos homolog 1. Gene Ontology annotation, cellular component: perinuclear region of cytoplasm. Bases 196 to 942 code for a protein of 248 amino acids. NCBI's taxonomy places the organism in Eukaryota, Metazoa, Chordata, Actinopteri, Siluriformes, Ictaluridae. The transcript has a single exon. Gene Ontology annotation, biological process: negative regulation of translation; oogenesis. The record is from RefSeq and is a predicted model, not a curated record. Gene Ontology annotation, molecular function: mRNA binding; zinc ion binding.